Centruroides sculpturatus (bark scorpion) is the source of this 2611-nucleotide messenger RNA. RefSeq names its product nose resistant to fluoxetine protein 6-like. The coding region runs from base 251 to 2446 and encodes 731 amino acids. Gene Ontology annotation, molecular function: acyltransferase activity, transferring groups other than amino-acyl groups. The record is from RefSeq and is a predicted model, not a curated record. The transcript is spliced from 15 exons. Lineage: Eukaryota; Metazoa; Arthropoda; Arachnida; Scorpiones; Buthidae.
AGCUAAAUAGAUUGAGAUUGAAGUUAGAGAUAAAUAAAAAUUAUUGUAUGAAUAUGUAUUUACUUUUUAUUAUAUUUAUCAGCUUAACAUUAAUUGGCUCUUUUCCGGUUUUCAAGGAAAUAUUUUUCAUCGGUAAAAUCAACGAAAGAAUAGAAAAAAGUUGCACAGCGAAUGGAUAUUACAAUAUUUUGUAAAGCAUAUGUUGAAUCGUAUACAUUAUUUCUGAAUUGAUUCUGCAGUCAAAUUCAAGAUGAAUGGAAUAAUUCUUGUCUUUGUUUUCGUCGUAGUAAUUUCUUUUGCUGAUUUCAUUACGGCUGAAGAUUCCUCCAACUUGAAUAAAAGUACAGUUUCUGAUAACGUAGAAAAAGCUGCUCGUAUUUUAAACGAUAUUGACAACGGGUUUAAGUAUGUUACGAGUAAUGUCGCUCGAUUGAUGCUUCCUCUUAUGUUGAAAAUUACCCAAGAAGUAAAUGUAUCUCGCUCGUGCGUAAAAGAUGGGAUGCAUUUUUUGAGAGAUUUAAAACAAAAUAAAGGCUGGACACUAAAAUUGAUCGAUUCAUUUGGAAAACCAUUGGGAUUAUUUAGAGGAAAAUACUGGUACCACGGAGAUUACGAUCAAUGUUUGAAUAUCGAAGUUAAAGACGAUAAAAUAAGCAAAAGAGAUAAAAGUAUAAACACGAUUUAUGGGAAAUUUUGUUCAUUAACUUUUGGAGUUAAUUCGUAUAAUUUUAAUGACGUGCCAGAAGAUAAUAAAACUAGAAAAGUCUUUACAUUGUUCAGAGAUUUUGUGAAACCGUUUCCGGUGAGUAUAAUGAUUAAAAUGGCAAAGUAUUUGAAAAUUGUACGUCGUAUGGAUAUUUGCAUACCGAGUAAAUGUAGUCGAGAAGAUGUACAAAAUAUUCUUCAAUGGGCUGUGAAAGAGCCUUACAGAGCAGAAGUUAAAUUCUGCAAAGUGAAAGACGAGAAGGUUCGCUUUACUACAAGUCAAAUAAUUUGCAUAAUCGGCAUCAUCAUCUUUAUCAUUUGUGUUUUUACUGGAACAAUUCUACACACUCUGUUAACGCUGAAUAUAAUAAAUGUUCUCAACUGUAAAGGCCACAUUCUGCAUAAUUUUGUUUCACUUUCAUUAAUUACGUCGACUCGAAAACUCUUCAGUAUGGAUUUCGAUAGAAAGACACGAUUCUUAUGUGGAAUAAAAUUCUUACUUGUCUGUUUGGUGGUAUUUUGUCAUAUGAUCACUUAUACGACAUUUACAUAUACAACGACAGAACAAUUGUACGACUUUUCAAUUCUGUCGACUAAUGCUUCUCUAGAGAUUAUGUCUCAAGGAUUAUCUAUGAUUGAAAUAUACUUUUUUCUGAGUGGUUUUCUAACAUUCUAUCUGCAACGAAUGGAUGAAAAAAGACCUGCAUUAUACUACUUAAUGUUUCUAAUCAAGCAAUACAUCAGAAUGACUUUUCCUUCGCUUUGCUUAUUGGCUUUUUUCAUACUUCUGCCUCUUUGUGGCGAAGGACCACACUGGGAUCUCGUAUAUAAAGAAGCGGAAAACGUUGAGAAAUACUGGUGGAGAUAUAUCCUUCAAAUUCAGAAUUUCUACUACAAUAGCAUAUCUUAUUCUCUACACACAUGGUUCCUGAAUGUGUUGAUGCAAUUAACUGUAAUUUUAGUUCCUUUGUUAUACAUUAAAGAUAGAUGGCCAAGAAUUGGAACUCUAUUAUUGUACAUAUUGACAAUAGCAGGAAUCGUAUCAUACGUUUCUGAAUCAUUAAUUAAGAAAUGUUUCGUGAUCAUUGGUGUAUCAUUAAAUUUAGAAAAUCUUGAGAAGUUGCUGGAUAGUAUAUACAUCAAACCUUACUUAUCACACCUAAGUUCUUAUUGCUUGGGCUUAUUAAUUGGACACGUUUUAUCGGAAAAAAAACAAUUGAAAUUCGGAAAGAGGACUCUCAUUUCGUGUUGGAUUACGACAACUUGUUUGAUAGGAUUGGCUUUCUUCGGUUUGCACAAUUACAGACUUGAUCCUUCUCCAAAUGAAUCAGUAAUAGCUGCUCAUCAGAUUCUUACUCCAUUUGCGUGGACAGCCAUAAUAGCUUGGAUAUGUGUUGCGUGCAUUUCGGGAUACGGAGGUGUUGUAAAUAAAUUUUUAUCUUGUGACUUUUUCGUCGUAAUGGAUCGACUAACAUUUUGGAUUUAUAUUCUGAAUCCUCUUUUUUUCCUCUAUAUUAAUGCAGACAGAAGAAACCCUCACUUUCUUACAGAAAUAGAUAUGUGCAUGUUAUACUUAUUGGUGUUGUCAGUCUCUAUUGUUGGAUCUGUUCUCUGCUACCUCUUCCUGCAAAUCCCGUUUUCAUAUAUUGUGAACAAAGUAUUUUCACCGGAAAGUUUCACAGAAAAUAUCCAUAAAGAUGAUAAAAAUCACAAAUUGGAAACAAAGAAAAAAAUUUCCUAAUUUCCAAUACAAGUAUUUUUAAGAUGUCCGCAGAACCGUAAAGUCGAACAUCGUACCUGGCGCCUCCGUUUCAAUUUUAAUUACAUAAAAUAUCAAAUUAAAUAUUACUUUCUGGUUUUUCAAGAAAUUUCAAUUUUGUGAAUGUUUAGAAAUUAUAGAAAAAAC